AUGGAAGCCUCAACCGGCACCACCUUCCCAAUAAUCGACAUAUCCCACAUCAACGACGCCCAAUCCCAACUACAACUCGCCCAAGAAAUCACCUCGGCCUGCCAGCAAUGGGGCUUCCUCCUGCUCAAAGGCCAUCCCAUCCCACCUGGCCACAUAGACGAGAUGUUCUCGCUGGGCAAACAAUUCUUCACCCUCCCAGAAGACCAGAAAGCUCCCUACCCAAUCACCUCCAAAACCAUCGGCUACGUCGGAAGUUUCCAAGACAGAGGCAAAGACGACAAGAUGUCCAUGUGGUUCGGUGGACCGCCGGGCACUCUGGACAACAACAAAGCCAUGCUCCCGCCCUUCUGGCACGAGUAUACACGUAAACUCGAGGCCUUCAAACACGAAUGCCACGCCCUGAUCUUAAAACUGCUCGAAUGCUUCGCACUCGCCCUGAACCUGCCGGUCCGCAAUUUCUUCGCGACCGCGCACGACGAGGCCACAAGCCAAGACAACUCCCUGCGCAUGAUCCUGUACCCUGCGCGCUCGGAGAUGCCGGCCUUCGAAGGCCUAGGGUCCCGCAUGGCCGAACAUACGGACUCCGGCAGUGUGACGCUCCUGUUCCAGCGGACGGCGGGGCUUGAGGUCCUUUCGCCUUCUGGCCGCUGGGUCCGCGCCCCGCAUAUCCAAGAUUGUAUACUGGUGAACUUGGGGGACACGCUGUCGUUCUGGUCGUCCGGGCGGCUGAAGGCCACGCUCCACCGCGUCACGUUUGACAGUCUGGCGCAUGAUCAAGAGAGGCAGACGAUGGCCUAUUUCGCCAAGGCGAGUCCCGAUACGGUAUUGCAGCCGAUUUUUGGCCAGAGCACAUCCCACAAAAAGUACUUCACCAAUGGCGUGGAGCUGAGGCCUGGCAUGACGGUGCGGGAACUGAGCACUACUAUCAUGCGCAACAUCUAUGGCGCGGCGUUCCAGUCUGCUGAGAAGCAGAAACAUGUCCAUGGGGCGGACGCGGCGAGGGUGGGGACCAGGCAGACUGCUGCUGUCUGA
Messenger RNA from Cladophialophora yegresii CBS 114405, 1032 nucleotides. RefSeq lists its product as uncharacterized. The transcript has a single exon. NCBI's taxonomy places the organism in Eukaryota, Fungi, Ascomycota, Eurotiomycetes, Chaetothyriales, Herpotrichiellaceae. Gene Ontology annotation, molecular function: dioxygenase activity. The record is from RefSeq and is a predicted model, not a curated record. Bases 1 to 1032 code for a protein of 343 amino acids.